UGUUCGGGAAUAUGAAUCAAGAAAUUUUGAGAAAAACCAUUUGGAAGCCUGGUCACUAGUGCAUCCAUGGCCUUUUAUAGAUAAAGUAUUUGAAAAUCUAGGAGUAGAAGCAAUAAGAGGUGAGUCUUCCAGCCUGGCAUCCUCCUUGAGAAAAAAUGAGCAUCGUACAAUAGCAGCUAUAGACCCAUUAAAAAGAAAGUAUAUGGGGAGGAGAGGUGACCUUUUAAUAAGAAAAAAAUUGACUGAAUAUGGAUGUGGGGAGGUUGGAAAAUUUUAUGAGGGUAAAAAUGGCACCAAGAUUAUAAAAGAAAGAGGUUUGAAGCUUCCCAAAAUGUUAAAAGAUAUAUUUAAUAACUUGACCUCUGUUGUUGACUUUGAAGAAAAAAAGAUAAGAAAAUUAGAAACAAUUGGAUUCAUCUGCUCAGGCCUUUAUAUGUCAGUAUUACGAUUAGAUACCCCUACAGGAUAUACUUGUAGGAUAAACCACAGUCCAACUAUGGAGAUUCCUACAGAAAUAAACCAGUUUGGAAGGAAGGUACUUCCAACUGUAGCAUUGGUCUGGAAAACUAAACAAAUUGUAAAAAAUGUGAUUAAUAUCACAGAACAAAAUAAUGAUGAUGAUAAUUUUAUUCAAACUCUUCAAAAUUCUUGUGAUUUUUAUGAAAAUGAUGAAAAAUUGGAGAUUCCGUCAUGCCUUCAAUCACCUCAAAUGCCAAGCAAAUCCAGCAAAAGAUUAAAGAAACAUCAUG
Molecule: messenger RNA, 749 nt
Organism: Entrophospora candida
Lineage: Eukaryota; Fungi; Glomeromycota; Glomeromycetes; Entrophosporales; Entrophosporaceae
Source: the annotation of a GenBank genome assembly